CUGAGCAGGGAGGGGUGGAAGGAAGGAAGGAAGGAAAGUUGGAGGAUGAUGUCCCAGGAAGAGCAGCCCGCAGGCGAGGGCUCCCCCACGGCACAAGCUGCCACGGAUGAUGAUGGCAUGACCUGGUGGUACCGGUGGCUCUGCAGGCUGGCCGGCAUCGUCGGCGGCAUCUCCUGUGCCUUUUCUGGUCUCUGGAUGUGUAUCACCAUCCACCCUCUCAACAUAGCAGCUGGAGUUUGGAUGAUGUUGAACGCCUUCGUCCUCAUCUUGUGCGAGGCUCCGUUCUGCUGCCAGUUUGUCGAAUUCGCGAACGCCGUGUCGGCCCGGGCGGACAAGCUUCGGCCCUGGCAGAAAGCAGCCUUCUACUGCGGGAUGGCGAUAUUCCCCAUCAUCCUCAGCCUGACUUUGACAACCGUGAUCGGCAACGCCAUUGCCUUUGCCACAGGAGUGCUCUACGGACUUUCGGCCCUGGGCAAGAAGGGAGACGGCAUCACGUAUGCCAGGAUGCAGCAGCUGCAGCAGAAGCCGGGUGGCGAAGACGGCACGCCGGGCGCCCCCGGACCCCAGGCCGUGUGACCUCGCCGCCCCAAACCGCUGCUCCCGUCUUGGACAUGGAAAAAAGAGAGAGAGCGGGAAAUCGGGCCUCGGGACCAAUGCCAAGCGAGGGGGAGUGCCGAUGGGGAAAGACUCCCUCUCGCCCGGAGCAUCUUUAAAACAGAAAAAAAAAAACACCUCCAAAACCCAGGAUCGCUCUAACGCUGUGAAUCUUCACCCUCUGCAGCUCUAAAAGGGCAGGGUUUAAAACAGGACUUUUAAAAAUCCUCCCCUGCUCUGUUUUCAGGUUGGACUAGAACCACAUAGGGCUUCAAGACCCACUUUUUGGAUCACUGUGAUCUGCUCUCCGUUAACCCCUAAAGUGUCCCUUGGCAAAGACAUCUGAUCCUGGCAACGGCCAUCAGAUGACGCUUUCCCUGGGCCUUGGCUUUUAUCUCGAGAGCUGGGGAGGAAACUGUUUUGGAAACUGAGAAAAGUCAGCACCAAAAAAAUUGUAGCUUCUAGCGACUGACCUUUCUCUUCGUGCUGUGAAUUUUGAUAAUCUUUCUCUCCUUCCUCUAGAAGGUUUCAGAGUCCCAUCCUCCUGCGCCGUGCGGGAUCCGUUCUUGAGGGAUUCUAGGAUGUAGCAAACUUUUAAUUCUGUGUGUGCUGGUUUUUUGUAAGCUGUUUUUUUCUUCGUAGGGGAGAGAGAAAAAUGUGAUGCUCCUCGAUUUAUUUAUGGCUUUCUGAAAAGAAAAGAAAAACUUGGGAGAUUUUUUUAGCCACUGGUGUCGUGUAGCACAAAAAGAGUUCUAAACCUAGAAAAAUAUAUCCUUUAAAAAAAUGUCAGUUCCUGCAAUGUGCUCCGUGGGGUAGAAAGGGCCAUCAAAUUUAACAUGUCCCUAAGCCUGCCAAAGGGUACAAGGAAGGUCAGGGAUCGGUGUCUUCGUUUGCACAACCCGAUCCUUUUGUGCUUAGGUGCACAAAUCCCGGUACUGCAAUUUUAGUCUUCCUCCGUACCUAUCAAGAAGAAAACGGCAGCGCUUUCAUACUGAAGAGUUGGCAGGUUCAUCUGGAGUGUCUGGCACAUCUCUGUUGGAUGUCCAGGAUCAUCUUAAGGGCUUCUUACAGUAGAUUCAUGUGUUGUCCUAGUACUUGAAAAAAAAAUUCCUGGGCUCCGAGGUGUUUCAUUAUCGCCCCACGCCUGCCUUCGUGAAGAACCUAAACGGGUAACCGGCUCGUUUUCGUUCAUUCUUUGUAUAAGUGUGUGUGGGGUGACACUCUUAUAUUUCAAAGGCCCAGGUCUUCUGUUCACGGGGUCAAAUUUCUUCUCUAUUUAUAAGGUAUGUUAACUGUAUUACUGCUUCCUCGCUUUGUUUUAGGGGAAACCUAGUUUUGAUUAGGCUCGGCUUGGGUUUCAUGUUUGAAGCCAUGUUGGUGGGGGAAUCCGUUCUCUUUCUGGGUGGUAUUAUUAUUAUUUAUUUGAUUUAUAUACUGCCCAUCUGGCAGCCAGGGCCACUCUGCUGUUAGCUAAUUCUGUCUUU
Messenger RNA from Pogona vitticeps (central bearded dragon), 2078 nucleotides. NCBI's taxonomy places the organism in Eukaryota, Metazoa, Chordata, Lepidosauria, Squamata, Agamidae. The record is from RefSeq and is a predicted model, not a curated record.